AUGCGGCCGUCUCUAGCCUUGCGAAUGUACACCGCCCAGCUAACGCUUUUCACACGAGCUAAUUGCGGCCUCUGCGACGUGGCCAAAGCCCGAAUUGACGAAGUCCUAAAGAAGCGAACAGUCGAUUACAACGAGGUCGACAUCAUAGCGGAGGGCAACCAGAAAUGGCGGAACAUGUAUGAGUUUGAUGUUCCUGUCCUCCACGUCGAGCGAGUGAUGCAUACCUACUCGAAACCCAAUAUAGUUACCGAAGCGCAAAAGCUCAUGCAUCGUUUCACAGUGGAAGAAGUAGAGAAGCUCAUCGAUGAGACAGAACAGGGCAGCGCCUAA
Messenger RNA from Cyphellophora europaea CBS 101466, 330 nucleotides. RefSeq lists its product as uncharacterized. NCBI's taxonomy places the organism in Eukaryota, Fungi, Ascomycota, Eurotiomycetes, Chaetothyriales, Cyphellophoraceae. The coding region runs from base 1 to 330 and encodes 109 amino acids. The transcript has a single exon. The record is from RefSeq and is a predicted model, not a curated record.